Messenger RNA from Boleophthalmus pectinirostris (great blue-spotted mudskipper), 1204 nucleotides. It is a transcript of the gene npy7r, whose product is annotated as neuropeptide Y receptor Y7. Gene Ontology annotation, cellular component: membrane. NCBI's taxonomy places the organism in Eukaryota, Metazoa, Chordata, Actinopteri, Gobiiformes, Gobiidae. Bases 95 to 1204 code for a protein of 369 amino acids. The record is from RefSeq and is a predicted model, not a curated record. The transcript is spliced from 2 exons. Gene Ontology annotation, molecular function: neuropeptide Y receptor activity. Gene Ontology annotation, biological process: G protein-coupled receptor signaling pathway.
GAUUUUCCCCAGUUUCACUCGAGAGUAAAGACGCGCAUGCAAAAGGACACAUUGGGAAAGGUGUCCCUGCUGCCUUUAAGGGGCUUCAGUCAAAAUGAGUCCACCGGACCUGUCCAACAGCACAGGAGAAGGGGAGGCAUAUGACUUUCAUGAUUUGAUGCUCCAAAAUGGCUCUACAGGUUUACUUCCCCCUGGGUUCUACACAGACAUCACUAAGCACCUGUGGGUCCAGAUCACACUGAUCACAGCUUAUUCUCUCAUCAUCCUUCUGGGACUAUUGGGAAAUGCUCUUGUCAUUUACAUGAUUGUGCGUUACAAAAAUAUGAGAACUGUGACCAACUUCUUUAUUGCAAACUUGGCACUGGCAGACCUUCUAGUGGAUACCUUUUGCUUGCCAUUCACUCUGGUCUACACACUGAUGGAUGAGUGGAAGUUUGGAGCUUUGUUGUGUCACACAGUUCCUUUUGCUCAGGCCCUGAGUGUGCAUGUAUCAAUCCUGACUUUAACAGUCAUAGCUCUGGAGAGGUACCGCUGCAUUGUGUUUCACCUGGGCAGACGACUAACUUGGCAUUCAAGCUUAAUCAUCAUGGCAUUAACCUGGACCAUGUCUGCUGUUUUGGCUGCACCCUUAGCCAUAUUCAGAGAAUAUCGUCAUGAGGAAAUCCUUUCAAUUAACCUCCGCAUCUCUGUUUGCUCUGAGAUGUGGCCACAUGGAACCAGUAGUAUCAUUUAUAGUCUUUCUAUGCUCCUUCUACAAUACAUUAUACCUUUAGCAAUCAUCAGUUAUGCUUAUAUUUGCAUUUGGGUGAAGCUAAAGAAUCACAUCAGCCCAUCCACACGUAAUGACAGCAUCAACCGGCGCAGGAAAACCACCAAGAUGUUAGCGCUGGUCGUGGUUGUGUUUGCUAUCUGCUGGCUACCUUUCCAUGCUUUUCAGCUGGCCAGUGAUCUGGACCUAGUCCUCAGGUUCAAGGAGUACAAACUCAUAUACACUGUAUUUCAUAUAGUAGCAAUGUGUUCAACUUUUACCAACCCUCUGCUGUAUGGCUGGAUGAAUAAAAACUACAGAAAUGGUUUCCUCAUGGUUUUCCGCUGUGAAGACAAGCCAGAUUCAUUUCACCCAGAGGGCUCUUUUAGGACUCGGUCUACAAGAAGACAGACUCUGAAUGGUAGAAAUGGUGGUCAUCCACCAACGGCUGUCUGA